Brassica rapa (field mustard) is the source of this 921-nucleotide messenger RNA. RefSeq lists its product as uncharacterized. The record is from RefSeq and is a predicted model, not a curated record. Lineage: Eukaryota; Viridiplantae; Streptophyta; Magnoliopsida; Brassicales; Brassicaceae.
AACAAAAGACCACUCAGACGACUUACUUUUAAGUCGUCUGAGUGGUCUUUUUGUUGGAAGACUUUCAGACGACUUAACUUUAAGUCGUCUGUGAACAAAAUACUUCUCAGACGACUUAACUUUAAGUAGUCUGAGAACAAAAUACUUCUCAGACGACUUAACUAAGUUUAUAUCUUUUAUUUAUUGCAGACUAUCGUGAAGAACUUCGUUCAGAAGGAUUUUGAUGAAAUGUUUUCAAAAUGGGACGGAGACGUAGAUGACCCUGCCGCGGAUAACAUAAUUAAAGUCAUGUUUAAUGAUCCUGGAUGGGAGUGGACCAUGGAAUGCUGGCCAGUCACCGGUACUCGCAAGGUUGUGAAGAUGGAAGUGAGUCCAGUGAAGAAUGAAGUGAGUCUUGUGAAGUCAGAGAGUGUUGUGAAGGAAGAAAGUAGCAGACCUCGGAAGAAAGCUCGUAAAGGUUCUUCUGUUUCUGCUGAGACACCUAUUGAAAAGUCCUUGAAGGACAUAUCUGAUGCCAUUAAUCUUGGCUUUGGGACGUGCCUUAAGGAGCUCAAGUUACUGGCGGAUAGGAUGGUAGCUGUGGAGAAGAAGGUGGGAACCACCAACAGAGGGGGUUCAUCUGAUGAUCGUCAACUUACAACCACUUCAAAUCCACCAAAACCUGUUGACGAACCCGGGGUUAGUACCAAAACCUCUCCCAAAAUUGCAGAGAAGAGAGUCACUAGGCAAAGUGUUAGGAAGAGUCAGGACUGAUGUGAUUUGUUUCUUGUGUGCUUUGAUGAACAUGUGUGCUUUGUUUCUAGUGUGCUUUGAUGAACCACUGUAUGCCUUGAUUCUGAACAUGUGUGCUUUGUUUCUUGUGUGAAUUUGAUCUUUGCUGUAAGGGCUUUUGUUAAUAGUUUUUAAACACACUGUGAACUC